Molecule: messenger RNA, 785 nt
Organism: Lactuca sativa (garden lettuce)
Lineage: Eukaryota; Viridiplantae; Streptophyta; Magnoliopsida; Asterales; Asteraceae
Product: ricin B-like lectin R40G3
Source: RefSeq, a predicted model, not a curated record
CAAAGAACACAAUCUUCUAAUUGCCCUCGACAUCUCCUUUCUUACUUAACUUCCAACACACACCCCAAUUAAAUCAAGAAAAAAUGGAUCAAACACCGAAGUACACUGACAACAAACCCACUGUUAGAUUUUACACCAAGAUCAAGACUGAUUACUCACUCACCAUCCGUGAUGGAGCACCGGUUAUUGCACCCACCAACUCCUCCGAUCUUCAUCAGCAUUGGAUAAAGGAUGAGAAGUUUAGCACGAGAGUCAAAGACGAAGAGGGUUUUCCCUCUUUUGCUCUGGUAAAUAAAGCUACUGGACAGGCUCUGCAACAGCCUACCGAUCCAGCUCAUAAACCAGUUCAGCUGACGGAAUUCAACCCAUAUACGCUUGACUUGUCUGUUCUUUGGACAGAAAGCAAGGAUUUGGGCGAUGGUUUUCACGCAGUAAGAAUGGUGGACAAUAUUAAGCUUAAUAUAGAUGCAUCCAUUGGUGACACUGGUAUUCAUGAUGGCACCGAAAUUCUUUUGUGGGAGUGGAAUAAAAAUGAUAACCAGAGGUGGAAGACAGAACCUUUCUGAUAUGUAAUGAUGUGGAGUUCCCAUAACUAGAAACUUGGCGUACUAUAUGGUGAUCGAUGGUGAUGGUGAUACGUAUGUUUGAAUAAUGUUGUGUUUUAAUUAAUAUAUUUAAAUAACAUGACAAUUGGACCGUUACACGGCUCAAUACCACGACUAGUGUUGGACAUGGUAUGCAUGUUCAACAUGUAUGAAUGUAUGAGAAUAAUUUUUAUUGGUGUC